AUGGCUAGAAAGACUAGGACAGUGGCCGAGGAGAUAGCCAAGGAGCUUUCGAAGCCAGUAUUCAAGGAUGUGGAUAUUGAAAAUGAGCCAGAUAGCUCCUCGGAAGGAAGUGAUGAGGAGGUGUCGCGCGAACACUACGUUCAGAACCGCAGCAGGUUAAGAGGAGUCGAACUGGGCGAGAACUACCGGGGAAAGAAGGUGAGUCGCGGUGACCUGUACGAUGGUGACGAAGCGCAAAGCGAGGGCAGUGAAUCUGAGGAGGCAGAGUCCAACGAUUCUGAUAUUCUAGCAGAUGUGACUGAUAGUGAGAAUGAAGAGGAUACCCAUAAUAGUGACGAAAGCGAGGCAAGUGAGGAGGGCGAGGGCGACCAGGAGAGUGAAAACGACGACUCAGACGCAUCGUCAGUCGCUGAUUCAUACAAACGGGAGAGGUUAUCGCAGCUGCUGGCUGAAGAGAAAAAGCAAAUCAUUUCGAGGCUAUCUGCCACCGCCAAGAGCGACGCUAUCAAGGGAUACGCUAUUCUGAGCCAGCAUCGAAUAUUCGAUCUGAUUUUAGACAGUCGAAUCAAAUUGCAAAAGGCCAUUGUGUCUGCCAAUCAACUACCGCUGAACACAGAGAUAUACGACUCGCUAUCCAAGAAGGAAAAGAAAGAGGUUGAAAAAGUGCAGGACAAGGUCCUUGAGCUAUUAGGAAAGACAAUCAGUGUGCGGAGAAGAUUAUAUGCCAAAGACAAGAUUGAGGCUCCCGCUGCCAGCACCAACAAGAGAUCUUUGGCCUCUCUGUACGAAGAGACUAACGAAUUUGAUUCUGUCUUGGAACCGUUCAAAAAGAAUGUGUUGGUGAAGUGGUCUGCAAAAGUGCAAGCUGCAUCUGGCUCGUCUGCUCUUCAAUCCGGCAAGUUCCAGACCAUCAACCAAGACGCAUACUCUCAAGUGCAAAGCAACCUUCAGGACAUGGAGAGACUGGUGAAGAGAACGAAGCUGAAUCGCCGCGGGGUGACUCCGCUGGGCAUGGAAAAGGACCAAGAGCCGAUUUUAUUCGACGACGACGAUUUCUACAGAGUCUUGCUGAACGACAUGGUGGAUAAGAAGAUCUCUGACAAAGCGGCUUCGUCUGCUGCGAUUGUGACGAUGAGCUCGAAUAGAAUACACAAGAACUAUGACCGCAGGGCUACAAAGGGCCGCAAAUUAAAAUACACCGUGCAGGAGCCGUUGCAACAGUUUGAGGUUCCCAAGAAGAGCGGGUGGGCAUGGAACGACGACCAAAUCGAUGAGUUCUUUGCGUCAUUGCUUGGUAGGAAAAUAGACAUGGGAGAAGAGGCCGAGGAAAACGAGCCGGAGGAGGGCGAGGCUAUACUGAAGUCCGACCUCAAACUGUUUGGAUAA
Molecule: messenger RNA, 1386 nt
Organism: Ogataea haglerorum
Lineage: Eukaryota; Fungi; Ascomycota; Pichiomycetes; Pichiales; Pichiaceae
Exons: 1
Coding region: 1-1386 (461 amino acids)
Biological process (GO): maturation of SSU-rRNA from tricistronic rRNA transcript (SSU-rRNA, 5.8S rRNA, LSU-rRNA)
Cellular component (GO): nucleolus; nucleus
Source: RefSeq, a predicted model, not a curated record